UUGGAGUUAAAUACUUGAUUAAAUAUACGCGUAACUUCAUUCAACCCCAAGCCUAAGAACUUACACCUUCAAUUGUUUAAAUACGACUGCAAAUGUUAUCGGUGCAACCAAAAGAGGCUUCGUUUCAUGCUUUCAUUCACAGAAACGAAACCAAAGCUGGGUUUUCCUGCGUUUGUUAAUGUCAAUUGUAAACAGUGGCCGGACUUCAAGAGAGAAGUUCUCCCGCGAAGUGAGGGUAUCACAUCUCCAAGGAAGGCGGAGUGGGGAUGCAGGGGUUUUGGAGCCGAUCCGAUGGCCAUCCAAAUCCGGGCAAACGGAGUUUCAGGCAGUCAGUAGCUGGCAAAACGGUCAUCGGAGUGGUUCAAUAUGUAUUACUACACGGCACACGUGAAGCAGACCUUCACCACACUGGAAGAGUUCCAGGAGGCGUUCAAUCUGUUCGACAAUCGUGGCGACGGCAAGAUUCAGCUGAGCCAGGUGGGCGAAUGCCUGAGGGCCCUCGGCCAGAAUCCCACUGAGUCGGACGUGAAGAAGUGCACCCACCAGCUGAAGCCCGACGAACGCAUCUCGUUCGAGGUGUUUCUGCCCAUCUACCAGGCGAUCUCGAAGGCACGUUCCGGUGAUACGGCCGAUGAUUUCAUCGAGGGACUGCGUCACUUCGACAAAGACGCCAGCGGCUUCAUCUCCUCCGCCGAGCUGCGUCACCUGCUGACCACGCUGGGCGAGAAGCUGACCGACGAGGAGGUGGAGCAGCUGCUGGCCAACAUGGAGGACCAGCAGGGCAACAUCAACUACGAGGAAUUUGUGCGCAUGGUCAUGAGCGGCUAAGCCAAGUCCGCCCGAUUCCAGCUAUCCAGCACCACACGACAAUAGAAGCAGCCACACUAUCCAACACAACACAAAACACAGCACUAAAUACACCUGCCAAGCUAGCUGAGCCGUUCAUUCCGCCAGAAGUUCCAACUCCGUGAUUCCAACUUAGCCAUUCUGCCCCUCCGUAUAAAUGCUGUUCUGCCACGAACAAACCAAGGACAACGACCAAGGAUAUCGAGAAAUAAAUAUACAGGGGAAAGUGCCUUAUAGGCAGAUGAAAACAGAAAACUGAAUACUGAAAACCUAGAGAUUGGAGCUCUUCCCACUUCCAACACUAACCAUCGAUGUAGACAUAGAUUCAUGAUUAACCACAACUAAUCAAACCGCGUCUGUGAAUGUGCGUAUUAUUCUAAAAAGAAGCGAGGUUAAUCAGUUAUUAUAUCACCUAGUUCAGGCGUUCUUUUGUACCAAUCACACUCGAUACAUAUAUUAUAUAUUUCAACGGAAGAAUACACCGAGAAUAUCACGAAAAAGUAUUUCUAAAUUAAAUUUGAUAUGCGUAGGUGGCGUAUGUCCGAAUUUAAAUGCGCAUUUUGAAGUUUUACAUGUUUAUUU
Drosophila gunungcola (fruit fly) is the source of this 1428-nucleotide messenger RNA. RefSeq names its product myosin-2 essential light chain. The transcript has 2 exons. Gene Ontology annotation, molecular function: calcium ion binding; myosin heavy chain binding. Gene Ontology annotation, cellular component: myosin II complex. The coding region runs from base 367 to 828 and encodes 153 amino acids. The record is from RefSeq and is a predicted model, not a curated record. NCBI's taxonomy places the organism in Eukaryota, Metazoa, Arthropoda, Insecta, Diptera, Drosophilidae.